AUGAGAGACACCAGGAGUGACCAGACAUUCAUGACCAGCAGGACACCAGAAGAGGCCAUACUGGUGCUAGUGGAUUCAAGCUCCUCCAUGAAUGAGACAUGCUAUGAUUCCGAUGACAAAAUGACGCGGUUGGAUGCUGUUAAACAGCUCUUCGAUAACUUCGCAACUAGAAGCAUGGCGUACAAUUUUCAUCAUGUCAUUGGCUUGGUGAAGUUUGACUCAUCAGUUAAAACUCUCCACACAUUUACAGAGAAUCUGGAGACCUUUAAGGAACACGUACACAAUCUGGAGGCCAAUGGAUGCACUGUGCUGUAUGAUGCCUUGAAACGUGGCAUGUCUCAACUGAAACAAGUUGGAGAGCAAUUUUCAGACUGCAGACUUCGCAUCAUAUGUCUCACAGAUGGGAAUGAUGAUGGGUCAAUGACUGAACCAGAUGCUGUCACAACCAAACUGAUGAGCCUGAACAUUGUUGUUGAUGCCAUCGUUGUUGGAAAGGUGGACAACAACGUGCUUCGUGGAAUCAGCAAUGCAACAGGAGGGUGUUGUUUUAAACCAGAGACGAGUAAAGCUGGUCUGAAGCUCUUUGAAAUGGAAACCGUUCUGUCUUUGGAGAUGAGGAAGCUGAAGAAGAAAUUGGACCCAUCCUACAUUAAGAGCGAGAGCAUUCUAGUUGCUCUCUUCGCCAACCGGGGUUAUGACGAGAAGCCAGAGGUUGCUCUGCCAAGUCAACUAAAUGAUAAAGUGACCUUAACAGAGAACUCAUUGAAAAAGAACAUAAAGAAAUCCAAGAGCAGCUGCUUUUUGGAGAAGGACAAACGCAUUCUAAAAGAGCUGAAGAGCCUGCACUGUGACCCACAUCCAUUCUGCACAGUUUUGCCGUCAGAGUCAGACUUUACGUUUUGGAAGAUUCUCAUGCAAGGCCCCCCUGAAACACCUUACGAGAAUGGAGCCUUUGAGCUGUUCUGUCAGUUUGGGGCUGACUACCCCGUCAAACCUCCACUUGUGCGCUUUGUCACACCUGUGUACCACUGUAACAUAAACAGUGUGGGUCGUAUCUGCCACAACAUAUUUGACCGCAGCUACAACGCUCACAUAACCAUGAGAGAGAUCUUGGAUGCUGUAUAUGGACUGCUCAUUGUCCCUGAACCUGAUGAUCCACUGGACAGAAGCUACCCCUUGACUGCCAGACGCUACCCCUUGACUGCCAGACGCUACACCUUGACUGCCAGAUGCUCCCCCUUGACUGCCAGACGCUACCCCUUGACUGCCAGACGCUACCCCUUGACUGCCAGACGCUACCCCUUGACUGCCAGACGCUACCCCUUGACUGCCAGACGCUACCCCUUGACUGCCAGACGCUACCCCUUGACUGCCAGACGCUACCCCUUGACUGCCAGACGCUACCCCUUGACUGCCAGACGCUACCCCUUGACUGCCAGACGCUACCCCUUGACUGCCAGACGCUACACCUUGCCCACCAGAAGCUACCCCUUGACUCCCAGAAGGCUAUUAUACAUGCUCAUGGGCGUGGGGGAGGUGUGCCCCUUUCUAUCCAAUGAGAUCACCUCUGGAUAA
Salvelinus fontinalis (brook trout) is the source of this 1575-nucleotide messenger RNA. RefSeq lists its product as uncharacterized. Gene Ontology annotation, cellular component: nucleus. Gene Ontology annotation, molecular function: ubiquitin conjugating enzyme activity. Bases 1 to 1575 code for a protein of 524 amino acids. Lineage: Eukaryota; Metazoa; Chordata; Actinopteri; Salmoniformes; Salmonidae. The record is from RefSeq and is a predicted model, not a curated record. Gene Ontology annotation, biological process: protein polyubiquitination. The transcript has 11 exons.